Messenger RNA from Cavenderia fasciculata, 972 nucleotides. It is a transcript of the gene tal, whose product is annotated as transaldolase. Lineage: Eukaryota; Evosea; Eumycetozoa; Acytosteliales; Cavenderiaceae. Gene Ontology annotation, biological process: carbohydrate metabolic process; pentose-phosphate shunt; pentose-phosphate shunt, non-oxidative branch. Bases 1 to 972 code for a protein of 323 amino acids. The transcript has 2 exons. The record is from RefSeq and is a predicted model, not a curated record. Gene Ontology annotation, cellular component: intracellular anatomical structure; cytoplasm. Gene Ontology annotation, molecular function: transaldolase activity.
AUGUCAAACGCAUUAGAAAAGUUAAAGGAGUUUACUGUUGUUGUAGCAGAUACAGCAGAUUUCCAAGUAUUGGAAAAGUAUGGAUCACAAGACAGUACAACCAACCCAUCAUUGGUAUUGCAAGCAGCCAACAUCCCAAAAUACAAACCACUUAUUGACGAGGCCGUUCAAUAUGCCAAGACACACGAACAAGACAAGAGCAAGCAAUUGUCAUUGGCCAUUGACAAGAUUUUCGUCAACUUUGGUAUCGAGAUUUUAAAGAUUGUUCCAGGUCGUGUCAGUACCGAGGUAGACGCCCGUCUCUCAUUCGACACUGAUGCCAACAUUAAAAAGGCCCGUGAAUUGAUUGCCUUGUACGAAGCAGCUGGCAUCAAGCGUGACCGUGUCCUCAUUAAGCUCGCCUCCACCUGGGAAGGUAUUCAAGCCGCCAAGGUACUCGAAGAAGAGGGUAUCCACUGUAACAUGACCCUUUUAUUCUCACUCAUCCAAGCUGCUGCUUGUGCCGAGGCCAAGGUCACUUUGAUCAGUCCAUUUGUCGGUCGUAUCACAGACUAUUUCAAGGCCAAGGAAGGUAAGGACUUCCCAGCCAACGCUGACCCAGGUGUCUUGUCAGUUCGUUCCAUCUACAACUACUACAAGACUCACGGUUACAAGACUGUCGUCAUGGGUGCCUCUUUCCGUACCAAGGAGCAACCAAUCAACCUUGCUGGUUGUGAUCUCCUCACCCUCUCACCAUCCAUCCUCGAAGACCUCCAAAAAUCCGAUGCUUCCUUGGUCCAACUCAUCCUCUCACCAUCCAUUGCCAAAACCACACCCAACGUUCAAGAAAAGAUCUCCCCAGUCACUCAAUCUAGAUUCCUCUAUGACCUCAGUUGCAAUGAAAUGGCCAACUUUAAGACCUCUGAAGGUAUUAGAAAGUUUGCUGAAGAUCUUGAAAAAUUAGAAACCAAAAUUAAAGAACUUUUAAACUAA